UUCAGAAAACAUGCGGCCCGUGACUUUUUAAAAUGAUUGUUCCAAUUUGCAGACAUGGAUGUAAAAACAUUCGAAGAUUUGAACCUGAGCCCAGGUACUUUAUCUGGCAUCAAAGAAUUGGGUUUCAAUUCAUUGACACCAGUACAGGCUUCAUGUAUUCCUCUCUUUUUAACCAAAAGGAAAGAUGUUGCUGUCGAAGCAGUUACAGGAAGCGGAAAAACCUUGGCUUUCCUCAUUCCUAUGUUCGAAAUUCUGUUAAAAAGAGCUCCAUUUAGAAAAAAUGAUGUAGCAGCUAUAAUAAUCUCACCAACAAGAGAGUUGGCUAGUCAAACUGCAGAAAUAGUUGAUUUAUUUUUGAAACACAUCCCACAGUUUACAAGCAUUCUAUUGAUUGGAGGAUCUCCAGUCUCAGUUGACAUUGCUCAGAUUAUGGAAAAGGGUGCUAAUAUUAUGAUUGCCACACCUGGACGCUUAGCUGAUAUGUUCAAUCACACCACAACUCUAAAACUCUCUGCAUGUGUCAAAGCAUUGGAAGUAUUGAUCCUUGAUGAAGCAGAUAAGCUUUUAGCCAUGGGCUUCGAAAGAACCUUAAAUUCCAUCUUGUGUUACCUUCCAAAGCAAAGACAAACUGGAUUGUUUUCUGCUACUCAGACAAAAGAGAUGGAAGACCUCAUGAGAGCUGGAUUGCGUAAUCCUGUUUGCAUUUCUGUGAAGGAAAAAGACUCGGCUUCUGAGUCCUCUCAAAAAACACCUUCUACUUUAUCUAACUUUUUCAUGGUUUGUGAAGCUGACAUGAAGUUGAGUAUUCUGCUGCAAUUUCUGAAGUCCAAAAGCAAUGAAAAAUGUAUGGUAUUUUUCAGUACAUGUGCUUCAGUUGACUAUUUUUCUUACGUCUUGAAAGAAUUAAUCAAGAACAUUCCUCUGAUAAGCAUUCAUGGAAAAAUGAAGAAAAACAGAGAAAAGAUAUUUUCAAAUUUUAAAACUUAUGAAUGUGGCAUUUUGCUCUGCACAGAUGUAAUGGCACGUGGUGUGGAUAUACCAGAUGUUCACUGGGUGAUACAGUUUGAUCCCCCAAGUUGUGCGAGUUCUUUCGUUCACCGCUGUGGGAGAACAGCAAGAAUCGGGAAGACAGGAAAUGCACUUGUUAUGUUGUUACCCAAUGAAGAAACCUUUGUAAAUUUUUUAGAUGUUAAUCAGAAAGUAAAAUUGGAAGAGAUGAAUGCUCCUCUGGCACCAGAUAUUAUACCAAAAGUAAAGAAUAUGGCCAUGAAAAAUAGAGCAAUCUAUGAGAAAGGAAUUCGAGCUUUUGUUUCGUACAUUCGUUUCUACACCAAGCAUGAAUGUGAUUUAUUGUUUCGAGUCAAAGACUUAGAUCUUGGGAAGCUGGCAAAUGGCUAUGCUCUUUUGAAACUUCCUAAAAUGCCAGAGCUUAAAAAUAAAAAACUGACGAACUUUGAACCCAUAGAGAUGAAUUUUGAAGAAAUACCUUUUAAGGAUAAAAACAGAGAAAAACAACGAAAGAAAAAAUUACUCGAGGAAACCCCGAGGAAAUCUGGACUCUCAGAGAAGAGGGAAAAGUAUCUGAAAGCCAAAAAGCUUGCCGCAAAGAAAGCCCUUGCAAAGAAAAGGAAGAAAAGAAAAGCAAUGGCAGAUACACCGGAAGAUCUUGAGGACCUGGCCAGGGAUGCAAGGCUGUUAAAGAAAUUCAAGAAGGGAAAGAUAAGUAAAGAAACAUUUGAUGCUGAAUUUGCUGCUGAUUUGAAUGAAGAUUUUAAUGAAGUGUAAAUAAAUUAUUUUAUAACAUUC
Molecule: messenger RNA, 1806 nt
Organism: Uloborus diversus
Lineage: Eukaryota; Metazoa; Arthropoda; Arachnida; Araneae; Uloboridae
Product: ATP-dependent RNA helicase DDX55-like
Exons: 17
Coding region: 55-1785 (576 amino acids)
Cellular component (GO): nucleolus
Molecular function (GO): ATP binding; RNA helicase activity; nucleic acid binding
Source: RefSeq, a predicted model, not a curated record